GACCUUGUAAAUGUAGACAAUCGCGCCUAUUCGGACAUUACCAUACAAGUUUUGUACGGGACUGCUCUGAACAUAUCGUUUACAUGUAGCCAGUCGUGGUUCAAUGCGGCGCAUAAGCUGAAACACUCUACUGAUUACUGCACUGAAGGGAUACGAUACUAACCAGUCGCUUGAAAAAUGAAUUCCUUGCCAAACGCCAACCUGUUAGCGAAGCAGUUGCGGUUUGGGGUCCAAACAUGUUACAAAAGGCUGGCUUCUCAAUCAGCCAAAGAUAUUAUCGUUCCAGCUAUGCCUGCAACAAGUUUCCAGCCUCAGCCUUAUGAAGGACCAGAUUUUGACAAAAUUCGUUCCAUACGUGCCAAUCACCUAAACCCAGCUCUUUUCACCUACUACAAAUCUCCCCUUCUUAUCCAUCAAGGACACAUGCAGUGGCUAUUUGAUCACAAUGGUGUCCGUUACCUUGACUUGUUUGGAGGAAUUGUCACUGUAUCUGUUGGCCACUGUCACCCGAAAAUUAAUGAAGCUACCAAAAAGCAACUAGACAAAGUCUGGCACACAACAAACAUCUACCUACACCCAAAAAUUCACGAAUAUGCAGAACGCCUUGUAGCCACUUUGCCCGGAGAUUUGAAAGUUGUAUAUUUUGUCAACAGCGGAUCAGAGGCUAACGAUCUGGCUAUGAUGAUGGCUCGUAUGUAUACUGGCUGCUACGACUUAAUCUCGUUCCGAAACGCUUAUCACGGAAUGAGUCCGGCUACAAACGGCCUUACCGCUCAUUCCACUUGGCGUUACAAUAUUGCAGGCAAUUUCGGUAUUCAUCAGACGAUGAAUGCUGAUCCUUAUCGAGGAGAAUGGGGUGGAAAGCACUGCCGUGAUUCUCCCGUUCAAACCACUCGCAGCUGCAAUUGCUCACCCGGACAGUGCGCUGCAUCGGGAAAAUAUGUCGAUCAGCUGGAUGAAGUUCUGCGUUAUUCCGCACCAAAAGGACGAGUUGGCGGUUUUUUUGCCGAAUCCAUUCAGGGAGUUGGGGGUACUGUCCAGUAUCCGAAAGGAUUUUUAAAGUCCGCCUUCGAGUUGAUCAGAAAUCACGGCGGGGUUUGCAUUGCCGAUGAGGUACAAACUGGCUUUGGGCGCACUGGCGAACAUUUCUGGGGUUUUGAGGGUCACGGUGCUAUUCCCGAUAUUGUCACCAUGGCAAAAGGAAUGGGCAACGGAUAUCCUAUGGCAGCUGUCGUCACUACACCCGCCAUCGCAAAAACGAUGAGCGCAGCUUUGCAUUUCAACACAUUUGGAGGGAAUCCAGUUGCUUCAACUGUCGGCAUGGCCGUUUUGGACGCAAUCGAAGCAGACCAAACACAGGCAAAUUGCCGCGAUGUUGGAACAUAUUUUCUCCUUGAGCUGGCCAAGCUGCGUGACGAAUUUCCGAAUUUGGUUGGAGAUGUCCGAGGUAAAGGUUUGAUGAUCGGAGUUGAACUGGUGUCGGACCCGGAAACGCGGGCUCCUCUGGCACCUGCCGAUGUUCUGACUAUAUGGGAGCAAUGCAAAGACAUGGGAGUUCUUUACGGCAAGGGAGGAUUCUAUGGCAAUGUCUUCCGCAUCAAGCCACCCAUGUGUAUUACAAAGUCUGACGUGGACUUUGCCGUCGCCGUAUUGCGAAAAUCAAUCGCUUCUUUCCUCGAGAAAUGAGUGAAUCUUUGUUUUACUAAAGCGCCAAGCCUUUUCCCCCGUUGUUGAUGGUAAACUUUCUUAAAGUGAUUGUGGUUGUUGAAACUAACAUAAAUAUUAAUUUUGUGUAUUUGCCGAGGGACAUUUAACACGAGUUACAGUUACUCUAAAGGGAUCCAUAUUAAAUAACUUGGUAGAAUAUCAUUGUUUUUCUUUCCCGAGUUGUCUCGCCUAUUAGCAGCCAUAUAAUUUGCGUGCGCAAAAAUACAUUGGAACAGAUGCCUAA
Molecule: messenger RNA, 1951 nt
Organism: Daphnia pulicaria
Lineage: Eukaryota; Metazoa; Arthropoda; Branchiopoda; Diplostraca; Daphniidae
Product: alanine--glyoxylate aminotransferase 2, mitochondrial-like
Exons: 10
Coding region: 178-1686 (502 amino acids)
Biological process (GO): glyoxylate catabolic process
Cellular component (GO): mitochondrion
Molecular function (GO): pyridoxal phosphate binding; L-alanine:glyoxylate transaminase activity
Source: RefSeq, a predicted model, not a curated record